This is a messenger RNA of Paramuricea clavata, 624 nucleotides long. The record is from the annotation of a GenBank genome assembly. NCBI's taxonomy places the organism in Eukaryota, Metazoa, Cnidaria, Anthozoa, Malacalcyonacea, Plexauridae.
AUGAACAAGAAACUGGACAAGCUUGAAUCAAUCGAAGCGCAUUUAAAACACGUGGAUCAUGAUAUCACCGAACUUAAACACUCGCUAUCUUAUAUGCACGAUACAACUGAAGAAUUGAAGUUAAAACAAACCUCCUAUGAUGAUAUAUUAUUGAAAAAUGAAGAAAAAAUAGGCAGUCUCGAGAAGUUGGCGUCAACCCUUAAAGAAGAGCUAAUUGACCUCAGGGCACGAAGCAUGAGGAGUAACCUUAUGUUUUACAAUCUACCUGAGAAUGAUGAAGAAGAUCCUGAAAAAGUGGUGUCAGAGGUAUUGGAGAAGAUCAAUUCCGAAUUCAAGAAGAUGGAAAUCGAAAGGGUGCACAGAAUUGGGAAAAAAAGGUUGGGUUCGGUGCGACCUAUUGUUGCGAAAUUCCUCCGCUUCAAAGAUAAGGAACUUAUCCGGAAGAACAGCAAAAAGCUAAAAGGUACCAAUAUUGGAAUAUCCGAGCAGUAUCCCAAGGAAAUCGCCGAGGAAAGGAAAAAGCUAUACCCAAUAAUGAAAGAGGCAAGACAAAACGGAUCAAAAGCAGUCAUGAUCAGAGACAAGUUGUAUAUAAAUGACCAGAGGUAUUUUCCGACACGUUGA